Molecule: messenger RNA, 1794 nt
Organism: Brassica oleracea var. oleracea
Lineage: Eukaryota; Viridiplantae; Streptophyta; Magnoliopsida; Brassicales; Brassicaceae
Exons: 6
Coding region: 1-1794 (597 amino acids)
Molecular function (GO): nucleic acid binding
Source: RefSeq, a predicted model, not a curated record
AUGGAAAGUGGUAUGAAGAUGAAGGUUGAUGUGACUUUCAAAGGGAGUAACUAUCUAGUAUGGUCUAGGAUGGUGAAGACUGAUGUGGAAAGCAAGGGUUUAUGGAAGCAUAUCACAUCUGGUGAGGCUCCAAAGCUCAUUACCCAAAGAGGAGACAAGGAGAGUGUCUCGGAGAGUGAAGCUGAGAAGUGGCAACAAGAGGAUAUGAUGGUGAUGUAUGUCCUUCAUGCCUCAUUGGAGCCGACUAUUCUAGAUGCUUAUAGCUACUGUGAGACAGCCGAGGAGCUGUGGGACACAUUGAAGAAGGUGUAUGGAAACACCUCCAAUCUGAGCCGAGUCUUUGAAGUGAAGAAGGUCAUAACUGGUUUAGCUCAAGAUGACAUGGAGUUUACUAAGCACUUGGGGAGGUUCCAGUCCAUUUGGUCUGAGUUGGAGAUGUUGAGGCCAAGCACAACUGAUCUGGAGCUUCUAAAUGAAAGGCGUGAGAAAUAUAAGGUCUUUGGACUCUUGCUUACCUUGAAUCUGAACUACAAUAGCUUGAUCAAGCAUAUACUGAGGUCUGAGAAGCUUCCUGAUCUUGAGGAUGCGUGUGCUCAGAUACAAAAGGAGCAGACUCCACAAGCCAACAAAACAGCACACAACAAGUAUGAAGAUAGGAAGUUCAAUGGAAAUUGUGAUCAUUGCAAGAAGCAUAGACACAAGAAGAGCCAGUUCUGGAUACUCCAUCCCCACCUAAAGCCGGCCAAGUUCAUGAAGGAGAGAGAGGCAAGAGCUCACAAGUCUGAAGGUACGAGUGGAGCUGGGCCAUCUAACCGAGGAGCUAAAGGAGAUGGCCGUGAAGGUGAUGGCAAGGCCUUGACGAAUAAUGGAGGAGAGUACACAAGCUAUGCGUUCAAGAGCCAUCUAGAUCACCAUGGAAUCCUACAUCAAACGAGCUGUCCUUACACAUCUCAGCAGAAUGGUGUGGCCGAGAUGAAAGAACAAGCAUUUGAUGGAGUACCAGGAGAGUUGAAAAACAAGCUAGAAGCAAGAAGCACAAAGGCAAUGUUCAUAGGCUACUCAACAACUCAAAAGGGAUACAAGUGCUAUGAUCCAGAAGCUAGAAGAGUGCUAGUCUCUAGAGAUGUGAAGUUUAUUGACGUAAGAGGGUCUAGGAAUCAAGAUACUCAGGAUCAGAACAAUGGUGGUGGAAGCCAACAAGAGAGCUCUACUGCACCUAUUGGAGCUGAUCAAACAUCUCACCUUGAUCAUAAAGGGGGAAGCGAGCCUGAAACUCAAGAAAAUGGUCAAGAUGGAGCCGGCUUGAGUGAAGAAGGAGAAGAGAGUAACUCAAGCUCUCAUAAUCAAGUAUUGAGGAGAAGCACAAGGAUAAAGAAGGAUCCUUCUAGCUGGGUAAACACGAGAGUGUACUACAAUGCCCAGACUGUGGAGCAUCUUUCUCAGGCUGUGUGCUCCUUUGCUCAAUACCCUGAAGAGCAUUGUACCUUUAUGGUAAACUUGGAUGAGAUUUAUGUUCCAAGAAGCUAUGAAGAGGCAAUGAUGGAUAAGGAAUGGAAAGAGUCAGUCGGAGCUGAGGCAGGAGCUAUGAUAAAGAAUGACACAUGGUAUGAGAGUGAGCUACCUAAAGGAAAGAAGGCUAUGUCUAGUAGAUGGAUCUUCACUAUUAAAUACUUAGCCAAUGGGAAGACUGAUAGGAAGAAGACUAGACUGGUAGUAAGAGGCUUCACCCAAACCUAUGGAGAGGAUUACAUUGAGACAUUUGCACCAGUAGCCAAGCUCCAUAAAUCCGGAUAG